AUGAACGCCCCACCGGUAUUCCCUCUCAGAACGCCCCACCGGUAUUCCCUCUCAGAACCCCCCACCGGUAUUCCCUCUCAGAACGCCCCACCGAACGCCCCACCGGUAUUCCUCUCAGAACGCCCCCACCGGUAUUCCCUCUCAGAACCCCCCACCGGUAUUCCCUCUCAGAACGCCCCCACCGGUAUUCCCUCUCAGAACGCCCCCACCGGUAUUCCUCUCAGAACCCCCACCGGUAUUCCCUCUCAGAACGCCCCACCGGUAUUCCCUCUCAGAACCCCCACCGGUGUUCCCUCCCAGAACGCCCCCACCGGUAUUCCUCCCAGAACCCCCCACCGGUAUUCCUUCUCAGAACGCCCCACCGGUAUUCCCUCUCAGAACGCCCCCACCGGUAUUCCCUCUCAGAACGCCCCACCGGUAUUCCCUCUCAGAACCCCCACCGGUGUUCCCUCCCAGAACGCCCCACCGGUAUUCCUCCCAGAACCCCCACCGGUAUUCCUUCUCAGAACGCCCCACCGGUAUUCCCUCUCAGAACGCCCCACCGGUAUUCCUCUCAGAACGCCCCCACCGGUAUUCCCUCUCAGAACCCCCACCGGUAUUCCUUCUCAGAACGCCCCCACCGGUAUUCCCUCUCAGAACGCCCCACCGGUAUUCCCUCUCAGAACCCUCCACCGGUAUUCUCUCUCAGAACGCCCCACCGGUAUUCCCUCUCAGAACCCCCCACCGGUAUUCCCUCUCAGAACCCCCACCGGUAUUCCCUCUCAGAACGCCCCCACCGGUAUUCCCUCUCAGAACGCCCCACCGGUAUUCCCUCUCAGAACCCCCACCGGUAUUCCCUCUCAGAACGCCCCACCGGUAUUCCCUCUCAGAACGCCCCCACCGGUAUUCCCUCUCAGAACCCCCCACCGGUAUUCCCUCUCAGAACGCCCCCACCGGUAUUCCUCUCAGAACCCCCCACCGGUAUUCCCUCUCAGAACGCCCCACCGGUAUUCCCUCUCAGAACCCUCCACCGGUAUUCCUCUCAGAACCCCCACCGGUAUUCCCUCUCAGAACGCCCCACCGGUAUUCCCUCUCAGAACCCCCACCGGUGUUCCCUCCCAGAACGCCCCCACCGGUAUUCCCUCCCAGAACCCCCCACCGGUAUUCCUUCUCAGAACGCCCCACCGGUAUUCCCUCUCAGAACGCCCCACCGGUAUUCCCUCUCAGAACGCCCCACCGGUAUUCCCUCUCAGAACGCCCCACCGGUAUUCCCUCUCAGAACCCUCCACCGGUAUUCCCUCUCAGAACGCCCCACCGGUAUCGCCUCUCAGAACCCCCCACCGGUAUUCCCUCUCAGAACGCCCCACCGGUAUUCCCUCUCAGAACGAUGAAGAGGAGGACGACCGUGACAUAGAGGGUGAGUAA
Oncorhynchus nerka (sockeye salmon) is the source of this 1404-nucleotide messenger RNA. RefSeq lists its product as uncharacterized. NCBI's taxonomy places the organism in Eukaryota, Metazoa, Chordata, Actinopteri, Salmoniformes, Salmonidae. Bases 1 to 1404 code for a protein of 467 amino acids. The transcript is spliced from 3 exons. The record is from RefSeq and is a predicted model, not a curated record.